AUGUCAUCAAGAAAAAUUUUUCUCUUGGCUAUUAUUGCCUUCGUUUGUACAAUCUUUAUAAAAUCGGUUCUAACAGCUGAUGUUGGUACCGCUGUCGCUCGAACAUAUGAUUCUGAAUUAACUUGGAAAACCGCUGUUGAUACUGUAUUUACGGCAAUUUUCAACAACGACAACAUCAACCCUGGAAAUGUUUAUCAAUGUAGGUUCAUUAUAGAAGACGAGAAUGAAAGAUUUUUUGAUGAUCUCUCUGAGGAAAUUCAAAGAGGACUUGCUUGGGUCCCUGAAACUGAUACUUCACGUUAUAUUAAUACAAAUUCAAAAUGGAGCGCUGGCGAUGUUGAAGGCAAAUCCUUCCGGAUUGUAUAUCCUGAUGGUUCUAGUGAAGUGGCGCAGAUUUUGGGAGAAGAAAUUUAA
Molecule: messenger RNA, 414 nt
Organism: Diversispora eburnea
Lineage: Eukaryota; Fungi; Glomeromycota; Glomeromycetes; Diversisporales; Diversisporaceae
Source: the annotation of a GenBank genome assembly